Mytilus californianus (California mussel) is the source of this 4352-nucleotide messenger RNA. RefSeq lists its product as uncharacterized. Bases 510 to 3260 code for a protein of 916 amino acids. Lineage: Eukaryota; Metazoa; Mollusca; Bivalvia; Mytilida; Mytilidae. Gene Ontology annotation, molecular function: structural molecule activity; protein binding. Gene Ontology annotation, biological process: intermediate filament cytoskeleton organization; wound healing. The record is from RefSeq and is a predicted model, not a curated record. Gene Ontology annotation, cellular component: intermediate filament; cytoskeleton; cytoplasm. The transcript is spliced from 17 exons.
AACAGCUCUUUAACAGAUGAAAACCAUGCAUUCAAUACCCGAUCAUUUAUUAUGGUUUAGUCAGCAAAGAAAUGAAAUCGAUAUAUGCAAUCUACAACAACAACAGAGAACUGAUCCACUCGUACUACGUAAACUAUUACAUGUUUGAUAUUAAAAGUGACAAUUAUUAAUAAUGGAAAAAAGAAAAAAAAAAAUCAAUCAAAUAUCAACGAGUAAAACCUCUAUAACUAGUGGUAAUCUGAAUAUCUUACGUAAUAACUGUGACAAAUUUACUUAAUUUCAUUCAUGACCAACAACCCAUACAGCCGGUUAACCUAAGGUAUUUAAAUGAAUGUACCUACCCGCCAAUAAAAUGUCCUGUGUUUAAAUGUUAAAGUUCACUGUGACUAAAGAUUAGUACACUGCAGACGCUAUUAUAAUGGAGAUUAAACUAUAGUUUUUCAUAAGCUAUUUAUAAGAGGAUCAAUCGCAUAUUAGUAUCAUAAAUCAUCUUAGAAUAUUCCAGUAUCAUGGAAUACACAUGUUUGGAAAUCCCACCCUUGUUUUCUGGAAAUGGUUUGAUGGUAGAAAUUUUUUGGCUCUCCUGGCUUUUGUUCGUGCUAGGGUUGAUGAUGCUGAUUUUACUUUGCUAUUGCAUGUGCUGGAAACGAAAUCGUCCAAAACCAAUACAUGUUCAUCCAGAUCCAAUAGUGAUGACAUCAAGAUUUGUACAGACCAGGAAAAUGUCCCAGGAGGACCUCCACAGUUGUCUGGACUGGCUGCUGCAGGAACAGGGAGAACUACAGUCAGCAUCUUUUGGACAGUCGAAAGAUGGGGUAUUAUCAGCAGCUCGACUUCAGAAACUCAAACAACAAAACAUCAACAACUAUAAUGAAACCAUUUCUAAAGUUGUAGCCAAACAUAAACUGUCUCCAAAUGAAUCCAGAGAGUUAUCAGAAGCAUAUGAUUCUUUAAAGGCAGUAUCAACGAAAAGAACAGCAUGUAUGGAGGUGAUGGCUGGAGUAGCUUCCCUUGAAGAUCCAAUUGAGACUCUAGCAAGUGAAUUUGACACAAGAGCCGUACAUCUUGUCAACUUAGGAUAUAACAAUAGAGAUACAGCCAAUCCUUUGCAGAGUAAUGAGAGUAUGGCAAGGACUGCUCAGAACUGUGUUGCUGGCGUACGAAAUAACUGGAGAUGGAUAGAUACAGUUCUACAGUGCUCCCAGGUCCAUCUUCAUAAUGCUGCCGCAUAUCAUCAGUUUUUCCAUGAAGUAGAAGAAGUUGAAUACUGGAUGAAUACAACGCUAUCACGUAUUCAUUUAUCUUUCGAUAGAUCAAGACUAAAAGGCGAUUCAUCUGAUGUUGCCUUUAUCCAGGAUGAAAUGAAGGAUCAUUUACUAGCAUACCUACAGUGGCAGAGUAAAGUUGAUAGACUUUUCGAUCGUGCAAAGGACAUUGUUCCAGUACAAGACAGAGUAGAGAAAUUACAACAGUCUAAACCAGUGAUUGCUUUAACUGAUUACAAGACAUCAGAGAUCGAAUUCAUCGAAGGAGAGACGCUUACCUUAUUAGACAAUAGCAAGCGAGAUAAAUGGAAGGUACAAAACGAAAGGGACCAGAUUGCAAUGGUUCCAGCAGUAAUUUUACUGAUUCCAUCACCAUCAGGGAGAGCAAUUGAUGCUGCAGUCAGAUUGCGAAUACAGCUACUUGCACUGUGGACUGGAAGUAUAAAACGUCUUGGCUAUCAAAUGAUUGCCUUCAUGACAUUGAUAUUCAGGGACUGGACAGAGGAAGAGAUUAGAGCAUUGCAGUCAAUGGGUCAGAAAGACAAACGAGAACUAUUGGGGAUAUUAGAUAAUAUUGAAGAUACUCUGAUUAGAAACUGGAAUGGUUAUGGGGACUUCAAGCUUCUCCAAGAACGAAUGUCUCAACUCAGAAUGAUUAUCGAAGAAUCUGAUGACACUAAAGGGAAAGGCAAAAGUUCAGAAGUAUCUUCAACCGUUGUUGUUCAAGUAAAAUCACUGGAUGAUCUCCUCAACAGAUACAAAGAUUUCUGGGCUUACUGGGAGACUUACAAAAUGGUUGUAGAACUUCUUCAACAACCGAAAUAUUUACUAGUGUGUGACAAAUGGGAUCAGUUGAAGUAUAUCACUACUGCACAUUUUGUUAAAUUCUGGAAUACUCCAUUAGAUCUCCAACUUCCUGGUUACACAUCAACAGAUUAUCAACUUGACCAAUAUUCUAUUUCGGACCAAAGUAUAACGUUGUCAGAAACUCCAAGUGAACCAUUCCCUGAACGUGAAUUGCCUCUUCGAAAAUCAAUUGAAGAAGAAGAACAUGACGACUUUGAAGAAAUCGUCCAAGAAACAGUAACUCAAACACAACAAUCAGUUCAGCAAACUGUCCCUGAAGAUGAAACCUAUGAGAUGUCUGAGGAGUUAACAGAAACCAGAGAGGAAACAACAACUGAUCAGAUUUAUUCAAGCGUGGAAGAGGAAACAAGUGUCUUGAUUAUUAAGUCGGUUGUUGAUCCGAGGACAAAUUCUCUGAUUUCUGUUCAAGAGGCAGUUAUGCAAGGAAUUUUAGACCAAGUUGAAGGCACGUAUGUUAAUCCUAUUACAAAAGAAGUAACAAAGUUAAUCGAUGCACAGAACGAAGGACUUGUUAUAAUGCAAACACAAUCUAGAAAACGAUUACGAAAACAGGACCAGUCAUAUGGUCUGAUAACAAUUAAGACGACAAAAGAAAACCGACCGUACACAGUAAAGGCCGUGCUGGAUCCAAGCACUGAAGAGGAGAUAACUGUUGCAGAGGCAGUAAAGAGAGGUUUUAUUGAUACCAAAGCGGGAACUUACAAAAUGGACAAUGGUGAUAAUAUAUCAAUACCUGAUGCAAUAGAAAGUGGUCUUGUAAUUGCUGAGUUCUCUGAUGGACCAGAUACUACACAUGAAGCGGAAACCGUCACAAAAACGUAUGCCGUACACGGAGUAAUAGACCAAAAGCGCAAAAUUAAAGUGUCCUUUACUGAUGCGCUAACACGACGCUUGUUAGAUAGAGAAGAUGGAUACUAUUUUCACAAUUUAACACGUGCAAAAGUUCCAAUAAGUGAAGCCAUUAUGAAGGGUUUUAUCAAAGCUAGAUUAGUAAAAGAUCCAUCAAAAUUAGAUAUUAAUCCAAAUAAUAACAUUGUGAUUGAGAAAUUUUCAAAUGCAAAAUCAAAAAUAAUGAAAGCAGUGAAAAUCUCAAAAGCUUUCAAGGCAGCAGCAAAUGGAAAUACAUGAACAAAACAUAUUUCUAUCUUACCCAAUGCUUUUAUGUAUAGUCUGCUACUAUUGUUUGUUGUUAUAUGUACUAUCAUUUAACAAUGUCUAUUCAAAUGCGUUUUUGCAGGAUCUUUGUAAAGAUGUUUUAUUCAUUUACCGUUUAUAACUAUUUCCGUUAUGCAAUAAGUGUGACUAUAAUUUAAAUACGUGGUUCAUCAAAAGGCAAGAUUACCUACAAUAUUCAACUAAAUUGAGAAUAUAGUUAGCAAAAAGAAUUAUUGGUAACUGUUUGCAUGGUUUAAAUGUUAGGUAAAGAUUAAUUACAUGUUGUACCGUACCCGUCUUUCUUGAGUCUAGAAUAGAACAUAAUCUUAACAAUAAAAAAUUCUUUUGACAUCCGGUUUUGUCACCUAAUGUUAUAUUUAGCUGCUAAGCAGAACUCGUUGAAAUCAUAAGCAAUUUAGGACAAGCUUCAAGUUAAAACAGCCGACAUCUAUUAAAAAUUCAGAUUAGAAAAGAUUUAUAUAAAUAUAAUGGGGGCCUCGGUGGCCGAGUGGUCUAAGGAGUUACUACUGUAAUCACUAGCCAGUCAACACUGAGGUUGUGAGUUCGAACCCCGCUCGUGCGGGUGCACUCGACUCCAGUCUUUAUUGACUAGGAUUGUCAGUUUUCUUAUCGAAGGUCGGUGGUUUUCUCCGGGCACUCCGGCUUCCCCCACCAAUAAAAACUGGCCGCCACGAAAUAGCCCAAAAGCGGUGCUUAAAAGUGGCGUUAAAACACCAAAAAUUAAAUUAAUUAUAAAUAUAAUGUUUGACCAAGAAAACGUAUUUUUGAUAAUAUUUAGACCUUAUUUUCAUUAAUAUAAUUAAUGAGUUUGUAAUGUUUUAUAAGCUUAUUAUUGGCCUACUACCUUAAAACUCUUUUUAUGCAAGGUCAUGUUUAUUUGUUGAUAAUAUUUUUAAACUCUGAAAAUGUUUUUGCAAUUUCUAUGUGACAUUUUAUAUUAUUAUAAAGCUUAUAUUUUAUUGCUAGAUGAAAUAUUUUUACCAAUUGUAGUAACAGUCUUUUUGACAAAUUUAAGAAAUGAAAUAAACAUUUUAUAUAUAACAA